AUGAGGUAUAGCGUUAUUCCAAUUCUCUUGGGUGCCCUUGGGUUGUUCAAGGCAUCGCUUGCACAAUCGACAUUUCCUCCCGAGCCGGAAGGUUUGACAGAGAUCCUCUCGCAACGAUGGCCUGGAGCUUCCAUUACAUACAAACAGACCUCUAUCUGCGAGACGACCACUGGAGUCAAGGCAUGGAGCGGCUACGUACACCUGCCGCCGUCAGUGCUAAACAAAGUCCCGGAUAUGUCGGUCACAUAUGAUGUGAACUUGUUCUUCUGGUACUUUGAGGCUCGAAACAACGCGAGAACAGCCCCGACCUCAAUCUAUCUCGGCGGCGGUCCCGGAUAUACCUCCUUCGACCCCAUGUCAGGGUUCCCCUGCAACAUCAACAAAGACUCCAACAGCACAACCCUGAAUCCGUUUUCGUGGAACACCGAUGUGAAUAUGCUCUAUAUUGACCAACCUGUGGGCGCUGGGUUCUCCUAUUCAGUUCGCCAGAACGGCACCUUGAACUUACUACAGAGGGCUCAGAAUCGCGGGCCACUUUUCAGUCCUCUUCAAAACGGAGAGCCUCUACCCAAGACAAAUGCUACCCUCUUAGCAGCUACAUUGGACUCGAGAACUUUGGAGACAACGCAGAAUACUACAACGCAAGCUGCCCGGACUCUGUGGCAAUUCGCACAAGUCUGGUUUCAAGACAAGCUAACAUAUUCUGUACAGUAUGGAGGCUUCUGGAGCACCGCCUUCUUCUCUUACGUUGUCGACCAGAACAAGUUGAUCUCGUCUCAGCAACACAAGGUUGCCAACGCCACUGCCCUACGUCUGGGCACAUUGGGCAUCGGAAAUGGAUGCAUUGAUAUCGAGGCCCAAGCUGCCAGCUUUCCCCAGAUGGCCUGGAACAACACCUACGGCGUCCAGUCGUAUCCUGAGGAGGUCUACGAUCUCGUCAUGGGUAACCUGACGGCACCCGAAAUUGGCUGCUACGACCGGGUCAAGCAGUGUAGGAAGGCCAGGGCCGAUGGAGACCCUACCAGCCAGGGCAAUAACAAUACAGUGAAUGAAGCCUGUAUGGCCGCAUCAACGGUAUGCUUCGAUGUGGUUAUGGGCUCGUAUAAUGCUGUCAGCAAUCGGUCUACAUUCGAUAUUCUCCACCUCCGAACGGCGGGGGAUGAGCCGAUUUAUUUCGAGGGAUUCUUCAACCAGAGAUGGGUCCAAAAAGAUCUUGGUGUUCGCGUCAACUUCACCAGCACUGACUACUCGUACCCGGCUGCUGUGUUCGGGUUGACUGGUGCCGCAAUGAUCCAGGACAAGUCGCUGCUCGAGAAUGUCCUUGACAACGGCUUCAGUGUCGCUUUGGUCUAUGGUGACCGCGACUACGAGUGCAACUGGAUCGGCGUCGAGAACAUCUCUCUCACUGUCAACUACCCGUCCGCCUCGGCCUUCCGCUCCGCCGGCUACGCCGACAUCGUCACCAACUCGUCUUACAACGGCGGCCUGGUCCGCCAGCACGGCAACGUGUCCUUCUCCCGCGUCUUUGAUGCCGGCCACGCCGUCGCCGCCUACCAGCCCGAGACCGUCUACCAGAUCUUCCAGCGCAGCAUGUUCGGCAAGGACGUCGCCACGGGCAAGAUCGUCGCCGACCAGGGCUACAGCUCUAAUGGAUCUCCAAGUACCUGGGCCAGGAAGAACAAGGUGCCCGAGGUCACAGAUGCAAACAUGUGCUACUCCCAGGUUCCGACGGACACGUGCACGGAUGAGCAGCUUCAGGCUCUGGCAGAUGGCACAGCCGUGGUCAAGGACUUUAUCGUACAGAGUCCCCUGGGGGCAAGGCUGGACCCAAUCACGGGUGCUGUGAUCCCUGUGAUGGCCAGUGGUUCGGGAAAUGGCAACGGCACGAGUGGAAACGGACAUAGCAGCGGUGCGUCUGUUUCCCUUGUGGGAAGUUUCCGGCUUGCGGUGGCUAUUGGCUCCGCCCUGGUAUGGUGUCUCGCCUAG
Messenger RNA from Thyridium curvatum, 1986 nucleotides. RefSeq lists its product as uncharacterized. The transcript is spliced from 6 exons. Bases 1 to 1986 code for a protein of 661 amino acids. Gene Ontology annotation, molecular function: serine-type carboxypeptidase activity. NCBI's taxonomy places the organism in Eukaryota, Fungi, Ascomycota, Sordariomycetes, Thyridiales, Thyridiaceae. Gene Ontology annotation, biological process: proteolysis. The record is from RefSeq and is a predicted model, not a curated record. Gene Ontology annotation, cellular component: fungal-type vacuole.